Hypoxylon fragiforme is the source of this 1612-nucleotide messenger RNA. RefSeq lists its product as uncharacterized. Lineage: Eukaryota; Fungi; Ascomycota; Sordariomycetes; Xylariales; Hypoxylaceae. The transcript has 3 exons. The record is from RefSeq and is a predicted model, not a curated record. Bases 226 to 1329 code for a protein of 367 amino acids.
GAAUCACAAGCGAUUAGUAUCAAUUGCGCCACUUAAUUUCAAUCAACGUGGCCGGCCGCGAGAAAGACAUGUUCUAGAACCUAUAGGUCUUUGAGGUGGAGUCUUCUGUUCGAAUUUUCGAGUUUGCAUUUCUCUUAAGUUGAGGGCAUCGUGUUGUUUGUUGCUAUCAUCCUCCCUCUCCUAAACUAUACAUGCUUUUUGUAUCGUUAAGUCACUCUUUUAAUCAUGCUGUUUAAGCAUAUUCUUUCUGCCGCGGCGUUGUCGGCGUUCUAUGAGGUGACGAAUGCAAGCAGAUGCAAGCCUAGAUUGACAAGCAGUGGGCUAUUAACGACAACCUCGUCAUAUAUCUCAGUUCCAUCAAGCACAUAUGCAGUGUAUACGACUUCGUCUGGGUCUUCUUUCGCCUCGUCUUCUUCUACGCCUUCGUCGACUUCUUUCACUCCAUCGUCUUCUAUCACAUUGUCAUCCAGCUCUGUAGUUGUCUCUUCAACGAGUACUGUCAUUUCAUCAGCCUCAAGCACGGAAUCUUCGUCCACUGUCUCUGAGACGAGUUCUUCCGAAAUCCCAUCAGUUUCAAGCACGGAGUCCUCAUUCACCAGCUCUGAGACAAGUUCUUCCGACAUCCCAUCAACUACGAGCGUACCAGUGUCUGAAACGGCAUCUUCAAGUGUACCCGCUGAAACGACAUCUUCCAGCGUACCCGUGUCCGAAACGGCAUCUUCAAGCAGUAGUGUGGAAACAUCGUCAAGCACGAUUUCAUCGGAUGUAUCCUCUAUUACAUCUUCAAUUGAAUCUUCCACAUCCUCAGUCGAAUCUUCGGCCACCUCCUCAACCACAUCAGCAGAGCCCACGCCGACAACUAAUCAAGCGGUUACAAAUCCCGGAUUCGAGACCACAGAUCCCAUCACUUGGACAUGGGCAGGAUACAACCUCAAUCUUGCUACAACCGGCUCCUCCACCUCGGACCCAUUCGCGGGGUCGCGGUCGUUCAUCGCUCAGGGGCUUCCAGGACUAUGGCAGAUCCGGCUAACGCAGACGGCCACGGUCGUUUCCGGACAAGUCUACCAAUUCCAAUAUACCUUGAAGCAAGACGCGGGUGCGCAGUGUGUCAUGGAUGUGUUGAUCAAUAACGUGCGCACACGACGGCCGACUCUGACGUCCAGUCCCGGCCAGUAUGUCACAUACACUGAUUCUUGGACGGCUACGAGCGAUACCGCGACGAUUCUGUUUAGUUCACAGUGUCAAGCCGGGGGACCUAUACGUAAGCUGUAUUAUGACGACGUUACUCUGACUCCGGUCCAAGCAACACUCCCCGUGCGUUCGAUAUGAUGUAGAAAGACGCCUUGGGUCUGCUAAUUGGCGGAAUAUGAGGAAGAUGAGACAAGAAUGUCAUUUCUGGUCGGGAACAUAAUGUAUACCUACCUUUAUUUAAUGGGCCUUCGAUGGUCACAUACAUAUAAUAUCCCAGAAUCUAGAUAAGCAGACAAGUAUCAUAUCUAGACUUAAUAUAGAUACAAUCCCCUAGUAUAGUGUUACUCCUUUAAGUGCAAGGCAAUGAAGAUUUUGAUUUUGGAAUUGAUAGGUAUCAUCGCAUCUGUGAUCUUAAACGUUU